This is a messenger RNA of Parus major (Great Tit), 3101 nucleotides long. It is a transcript of the gene PPP2R2D, whose product is annotated as protein phosphatase 2 regulatory subunit Bdelta. Lineage: Eukaryota; Metazoa; Chordata; Aves; Passeriformes; Paridae. Gene Ontology annotation, biological process: peptidyl-serine dephosphorylation. Gene Ontology annotation, molecular function: protein binding; protein phosphatase regulator activity. Bases 127 to 1431 code for a protein of 434 amino acids. Gene Ontology annotation, cellular component: cytosol; protein phosphatase type 2A complex. The record is from RefSeq and is a predicted model, not a curated record. The transcript is spliced from 9 exons.
UGACGUCACGGCCGGGCCGCCCGGCAAUGGGCGCCAUUUUGAAACCGCGAACCCUCCCGCGGCUCCGGGCGGCUCCGUCCCGCUCCCGGCCCCGCUCCCGGCCCCGUUCCCGCGGCUCCCCCCGCCAUGGCAGUAGUGGCGAGAGCUGGAAGCGACGGCGGCGGCAACAACGAGGUGCAGUGGUGCUUCUUGCAGGUGAAGGGGGCGAUCGACGAGGACGUGGCGGAAGCUGAUAUAAUUUCAACAGUUGAAUUUAAUUACACUGGUGAUCUUCUUGCAACAGGAGACAAAGGUGGCAGAGUGGUUAUAUUUCAAAGGGAACAAGAGACUAAAAGCCGUCCUGUCUCUCGGGGAGAAUACAAUGUUUACAGUACCUUCCAGAGUCACGAGCCUGAGUUUGACUACUUGAAAAGUCUAGAAAUUGAGGAAAAAAUUAAUAAAAUUAGGUGGUUACCACAACAGAAUGCUGCUCACUUCCUGCUGUCUACAAAUGAUAAAACUAUUAAACUAUGGAAAAUAAGUGAAAGGGAUAAACGAGCCGAAGGUUAUAAUUUAAAGGAUGAAGAUGGAAGACUUAGGGAGCCUUUCCGAGUCACAGAACUACGGGUAAGUCUCUGCUCUUUGGCUUUAUGUAUCUCUCUGCAUGCUCUUCUUUAUCUUCAUGCUACCAAACUGAAAUGUGCAAAUCAAAAAUGGUGUUGGGGUCAGGGUCAUGUCUUUAUUGAUGAUCAGGCUGAGGAGAUCUCUGAGUUGACAGCAUGGAAGUGUCUAACAGAAACUUUCCUCAGAAAGAAACUUGUCACUGAUGUAAAGUUUUCCAGUACUGAAAACAGUGGAAGCCGUAAGAGCUGGCGUUGGUUUCACGUGGAACUGUGUGUUCUCUCUGCAGUUUUUGAGGAACCUGAAGAUCCUAGCAGCAGAUCAUUUUUUUCAGAAAUAAUAUCCUCGAUAUCUGAUGUGAAAUUCAGCCACAGCGGGCGAUACAUGAUGACAAGAGACUACCUGUCUGUCAAGGUGUGGGACCUGAACAUGGAGAACAGGCCCGUGGAGACGUACCAGGUGCACGAGUACCUGCGCAGCAAGCUGUGCUCCCUGUACGAGAACGACUGCAUCUUCGACAAGUUCGAGUGCUGCUGGAACGGCUCCGACAGUACAAUCAUGACUGGAUCUUACAACAACUUCUUCCGGACGUUUGAGCGGAACACGCACCGGGACACCACCCUGGAGGCCUCCCGGGAGAGCAGCAAACCUCGUGCCAUCCUCAAGCCACGCAAAGUGUGCACAACCGGCAAGAGGAAGAAGGACGAAAUUACCGUUGACAGUCUGGACUUCAACAAGAAGAUUCUGCACACAGCAUGGCACCCAACAGAUAACAUCAUCGCUGUAGCUGCCACCAAUAACUUGUAUUUAUUCCAGGAAAAGGUUAACUAAGGAUGGCUGCCCGCGGACAGAGUCUCGUCUCGCAUAGUUCAGCUCAGUUGUUUAUCUGUAACAGAAGGCCUUGUUGUCCUAUCAGUGAGGAACAUUGAUGCACUUACUUCCCUUGAGCUAUCGGAGAGCAUCUGGCCUGGCUUUGAGUCCCUGGCACGGUUCUGCCUUCGGUGGGGUGGGAGCGUCCACGCGCCUUCCGGGGAGGGCCCUCCGAGGCAGAAUUGGUGGACAGUGCUCAAUGAGGCCAACACUCAAAACAAAUGUAUUUAUUGAUGUCUGAGCCUUCCUUUCCAGUUUAUAGACCAAAAAAUUUAACACCUGAGAAGAAAAAGUUGUCAUAAAAGUGUAAUUUCUCUCUCGCUCUCUCUGCUGUAAUAUUUGGGCCUUCCAGAACAUUUCUCGUGCUUGAUGCCUGUACAUUCCUCCUCGGGCCCGGGGCCAGGGUCUGACCUGGGAGCGCUGCAGGGCUUGAGGUGGGUGUAGGCAGGUGUCCAUGGCUAUUUACUCACCAACUGUACCUAUAACCACACCUUCUGGUGGAAACCACUUAAUAAAUAACAGCCUAUCAAACCUGUUCUUAGAGCUGGAGGGAUGUAUUCAGUCUUCUUUUUGUAUUGCAUGUCCUGAGCUGGUGCAGAACAGUUCUGGUGGCGCCUCUGACAGGGUUUGCCCCAAAACACCGAGUUUUUGGCAGACUAAUACAAACUUUUUGUGUAGUAUUUCAGAUUCUAAAUUUAGAGUUUCCAUGGCAUUGUCAUAGAGUUGGAGUUGCACUGGAUUUGUUGUCAAAGGCUCUGUGUGUGCCAAGCAGGAGAUGGAAAGGGUCCUAGAAACAUCCACAGCCUUAACCAAGUGUCGGCCUUGCACGGAGGGAACCAAAACAUCGACACCUUCUCUGCUCUGAGGAUAAAAAUGCAGCUUCUCUGGUGCAUCUCAUCCUCAGCAGAGACAGACCUGACGUGCAUUAUGGUUUUUAACCUUUUUAGUACUUGUCACGAAGGGAACAGUUUAUUUUAAGUAUUUGGUGUAGUAUCUUGUAUUUCCCCCUGCAGUUCCAGAGCCGCUCCGGGCUGGGCUGCCCAGGGAGGGCCACGCUGAGCCCAGGCUGGCGGGACAGCAGCUGCUGGAGCUCUCUUGCUCACUUGUUUUAAGCCUUAGGUACUGUUUCUUUCUUUGUUUUGUUUUUUUUUUUUCUUCCAAAGAGGCCUAAAUCACAUCCCCUUUCCCCGGAUGAGCCCGGGGCCAACAGGGCAGUCCAGCAGCCCCCGGCAGCCAGAGGCUGCACUCUGCCAGGUGCCUGCAGCCUGGGAACUCCUUCCCAGAGCCCCCAGCUUUCCCCCAGCAAGCCCCAAGUGUGGUUACACUCCGUUCUCCCUGGAACCAAGGUGUGUUCCAGUCCCAAGAGCAAACCGUGGCCGUCCCGCCCCUCCCGGUACCGCCCCCGAGCCCUGGGUCCCAGGAAGGUGGGAAGGACGAAGCCCGAGGUUCUCCCAGGAAAGGCUGGGUUCAGCCAGUUGCUUGUGACACUUUGGAGAUGUUGGAACUGGGGGGUCGCUGAAGCCUUGAUCCGACCGCGUUCCCAACGCCUGCUCGAGCCGAUCCGUGGGGUUGUACAUAAUUGUUCAGUUCUUUUGACCAAAAAGUUUAAUAAAUUUUAAAUGUUUACCUGG